CGUUCGUGUGGAGGAGAAAGAAGGAGUUCUGUUGACUGAACAGACCUUGUGUUUUGAUCUGCACCUUGGACCUCUCAUCCAGCCAGGACACGGGCAAGCAGCACCAUGAGAUACACCACAGGGCCAGGUGAUGCAACAGAUUUGCCACAAAGGUUCACUUUCAACCCAAAAGAAGGGAUUGACAAUCCAACCUUGGUUAUCUCAGAUGACACAGAGCCCGCUCUGUGUCCGCGGUUGUGUCUGCUGAAGCGAGAGGAGGGUGAAGGCUUUGGUUUCUAUCUGAGGAAGGAGACAGGCUGCAGGGGCCAUGUGGUGCAGCAGGUGGCCCCCUGGAGUGCAGCGGAGCGCAGUGGCCUGAGGGAUGGAGACCGCGUUCUGGAGGUCAAUGAGAACUUUGUGGACAAUCAAGAGUAUGAAAAGGUGGUGCUGAAGGUGCAGGCCUCGGGGCUGCAGCUGUGUCUGCUGGUGUUGAGGGCUGAGGACUAUGAGCUGGCUGUGUCGGAGGGAAUGGACCUCAUGGCUCUGGCCAGAGCCUACAGAGGAGAAGGCUGUGCUCGCCCACGUUUGUGCCACAUCAUCAGAGAGCCAGGCUGUGGUCUGGGAGUCAGCAUCAUCCCUGUUGAAGGGGAGAGAGGGAAGUAUUAUCUGAAUCCUGUGAGUGAAGGUCCGUCAGAGAAAGCAGGCGUUCAGCCGGGAGAUCGUCUGCUCUGGGUCAAUGGGGUCAUGGUCUCCACUCUCACACAUUCGGCGCUGGCUAAAAUGGUUAAGAGGAGUAGUGAAUUCAUGACCAUCAUGGUCAUAGACAGCAGAAGUGAAGAGAGCUACGUUCGCAGAAGGCUCCCCAUUCUCCCUGCGUUUGCCAGUGUUCACAAUCUCCCUCACAGACCAAAAACCCUGAAUCUCGUUCAGACACCUCAGGGCUACGGCUUUCUGUUAAGACAGGAGAAGCUGUCUUCAGGACAAAUAGCUCACCUGCUGCGGGAGGUGGACCCCCACAGCCCAGCUGAGCUGGCAGGAAUGGAGGAUGGGGAUCUGCUGUUGGCAGUCAACGGAGAGCAGGUGGAGAACACGGCGCAUGAAGACAUCGUCAGCAGAAUACGGCAAAGCGGUCAGCAGGUCACACUGACCACCAUCUCCAUCCAAGGCAGAGACUACUACACACAGCUUGGUUUCUCACCGCUGUUGUUUUAUGAACCAACCAUUUCCAAAACGGAGCGAUUUCCCGAGCUCACUCUGCCACGCAAAGACAUGCACAUUAAUCUGCAGUGUCCUCGGCUGUGUGUCCUUCACAAGGAGGGCACGGGAUUUGGCUUCAACUUGGCUUGUGUCCAGAACAAGACCUACAUCAGCCAGGUGGCAGCUGGGCGUGCUGGAGAGAGAGCAGGCUUGCGGCAGGGGGACGUGGUCAUGGAGGUGAACGGGCAGAAUGUUGAGGAGGAGCACUUUGAAGAGGUGCUGAGGGUGAUUAAGAAAGGAGGCACUCCUCUGAGGCUGCUGGUUGUCGAGAGAGGAGGCUAUGAAACACUGAGAAAGAGCGGCCUGACAGUCAACCCAGCCCUAAUCUCACACAGCAUACAGGUUCCAGAUUCAACACAAGACCAUUUUCUGUAAAGCAUGCUAAUCUGGAUCAGAUGAACUCUGUGAUUCCUCUGAUCAUUGCUAAAGGAUUACGAGGGAAACUGAAGAGCUGCCAUCCUGUUGAAUGCACGGAAUAUCUUAUCUGCUGCCAUGUCAAUGAACUAAAAGGUAUAAAGGUUGAGUUUGAAGAGAUUUAUGUGGUUAAAUAUGAACUUGUUUUACUCCUAGUUUCACAAUGACGCCUGACAAUACUGUGCUUGUUGUGCGUGCGUCAAGACAGGUAAUGUUCAGUGCUGUAUAUAAAAAUAACUUCCAUAUUAUCAUUAGAUUUUAGUGGUAAAAACUGUAUAAAAUGUCUGUGUAUGUAAAAUACAUAGCAAAUUGCACUUUAUUUCCACAUGCACAUGUAUGUACUCAAAUGUAAUUUCUUGAGUUGAGUUUUUAUUAAAAAUAAUUUUAGUUUGUA
Messenger RNA from Pygocentrus nattereri (red-bellied piranha), 2044 nucleotides. RefSeq names its product PDZ domain containing 3a (gene nherf4a). The transcript has 11 exons. Gene Ontology annotation, molecular function: protein binding; protein-membrane adaptor activity. Gene Ontology annotation, biological process: protein localization to plasma membrane. Bases 106 to 1611 code for a protein of 501 amino acids. The record is from RefSeq and is a predicted model, not a curated record. Gene Ontology annotation, cellular component: apical plasma membrane. Lineage: Eukaryota; Metazoa; Chordata; Actinopteri; Characiformes; Serrasalmidae.